Molecule: messenger RNA, 807 nt
Organism: Linderina pennispora
Lineage: Eukaryota; Fungi; Kickxellomycota; Kickxellomycetes; Kickxellales; Kickxellaceae
Exons: 1
Coding region: 1-807 (268 amino acids)
Source: RefSeq, a predicted model, not a curated record
AUGUCGCUUAGCUUACCAAAUGCUGCUUUUGACCAUUUCUCUCAAACAGGCGAAGAAAAUGCAACAAAAAAGCGGCUAGCAGAGCCCAGCUACGGCGGUGCUAAGGGUCAGAAGCGGCAAAUGUACACUGUCGUUCUACAGUCUGCGCAAGCACCAUUCCUCGGUGUGCUGAAUACAGUUGACCCCUCCGGCAUCAUGCAGCUGGAUGAGUGGAACCGACAGCUGGCAGAGCUAGUGGUACAUUUCCAAACCAGGAUCUCUGAGCUUACCCUACCUCCAGCUGACGAGCCGCAGCAAUUGUCAGAUCCUGCCCGCUCCAUGGAAAUAUUCAGCCCGAAAAAGAGUCAGGCUGCCAAUCACGCAGAGUCAUGUGCCUAUAUUUUCAUUCCUUCUAAUGCAUGCCCCAGCGAUAAGAAGCACAGCGUUCGGCGGGUUUAUAUAUUGGACUUUCCAAGAAUCAGCGGGAAGAAAGCUAAGCCUAAAAAGCGCCUGAGUACCCAUGGUGUUAAUACUGCCAAGAUUCUCCUUUCCCACCCAAUCUGCCCGCGGGUCGACGAGUUUUUUGUUGAAAGCAGCUAUGUAAACGAAUUCGUCACCAAAGUUCGCAGUUCAGGGCUGACUACGCUCUGCACUACCGAUGCCAGCAAGGCACUGUGCAUUGCUCAGCGCACAUCCAAGCCAAUACUGUCCUUUCAGAGAUAUUGCAGCAAAUUCAGGACCGCAUAUAUCACUCUCCCGAAAGCGGCUAAAGGCCGAUGCACCAGGUAUCUUCAAGACUAUGCAAUAGAGGUUGGGAUUAAACUCUGA